UUCUUUUCUAAUUUCAGAUCCCACUCUCCUAAUUUAUCAAAUAGUUCAAUUAAUAGUAGAUUAAUGGAUAACAAUGAAGCCAAAUCCCUUAGGGUUCUAGGAGCUAAUUCACCAACGCCUGCUAACUUAGCGUUUACACCCACCUCUGUCCUACGCAAAAUGACGGCUGGAUCCAACGCUGGUGACAAGGACCCUGCUCUGGACCCAUUGAGCAACCUCUCCUCCAUACCUGGAGAACUCAAACCUGGCCUAGACUCCAAUGCUGGUCCUUUACCAGGAUCACACUGGAAUAACCCCCGACCGGUUGGGCGACCAAUCGUGAAAUCAAGUUCAAUGGUUCCACCACCUACAUUCCAACCAAGCAUACCUCCUCCCUCCAUGAUGAACGAGUAUUUGAUGAAUGUCCCACCACCUCCAUCGCAGUACAAUGUGAUGCCACCCCGUUCUAAAAUGUCACAACCCUCAUCGCAGUACAACAAUGCAAUGAUGAUGGGUCUCAACCGCCCUAGCAACUACCCCUCCAGAG
Molecule: messenger RNA, 526 nt
Organism: Bemisia tabaci
Lineage: Eukaryota; Metazoa; Arthropoda; Insecta; Hemiptera; Aleyrodidae
Source: RefSeq, a predicted model, not a curated record